CUGCAGCUGGGACUGUGACCUUGAGGACGUGGGGUCAGGAUGGCUCUGGGCAGACACCUCUCCCUGCGGGGACUCUGUGUCCUCCUCCUCGGCACCGUGGUGGGUGGUCAAGUUCUGGAGCUGAGGCUGAAGGAUGGAGCCCACCGCUGUGAGGGGAGAGUGGAAGCGAAGUACAAAGGAGAAUGGGGCACUGUGUAUACUGAGACCUGGCUCAUAAAUGGUGUAGAAGACGUGUGCAGACGACUGGAAUGUGGAGUUGCCAUUGAUGCUCCCAGAGGGUCUUAUUUUGGACCAAGACUUGGCCCCAUUUGGUUUUUAUAUGGUUCUUGUGAGAGUAUAGAUGCUGAAUCAACUUUGAGUAUCUAUAAGUGUGUUCAUAUUGAUUUUAAAAACUAUAAUGACACCUUCUCUCAUGACCAGGAUAUUGGAGCAGUCUGCUCAGGAUCUGUGCGUCUGUUUGGAGGGGAUAGACCCUGCUCAGGGCGUGUAGAAGUACAUUCUGGAAAAGCCUGGAUCCCACUAUCUGAUGGGAAUUUCACACUCCCCACUGCCCAGGUCAUCUGUGCAGAGCUGGGAUGCGGCAAGGUUGCAUCUGUCCUGAAACACAUGCCCUUCAGAGAGUCUGAUGGCCAGGUCUGGGCUGAGGAGUUCAGGUGUGAGGGGGAGGAGCCUGAGCUCCGGGUCUGCCCCAGAGUGCCCUGUCCAGGGGGCACGUGUCACCACAGUGGAGCUGCUCAGGUUGCCUGUUCAGCAUACUCAGAAAUCCGGCUCAUGACAAACGGCUCCUCUCAGUGUGAGGGGCAGGUGGAGAUGAACAUUUCUGGACGAUGGAGAGUGCUCUGUGCCUCCCACUGGAGUCUGGCCAAUGCCAAUGUUGUCUGUCGUCAGCUUGGCUGUGGAGUUGCCAUCUCCACCCCCAGAGGACCACACUUGGUGGGCAGAGAUGACCAGAUCUCAACAGUCCGAUUUCACUGUUUGGGGGCUGAGUCUUUCCUGUGGAGUUGCCCUGUGACUUCCCUGGGUGGUUCUGACUGUUCUCAUGGCAACACGGCUUCUGUGAUCUGCUCAGGAAACCAGACCCAGGUGCUGCCCCAGUGCAGCGACUCCCUUUCUGAACCAACAGGCUCUGCAGCCUCAGAGGACAGCGCCCCCUACUGCUCAGACAGCAGACAGCUCCGCCUGGUAGACGGGGGCGGUCCCUGCGCCGGAAGAGUGGAGAUCCUUGACCAGGGCUCCUGGGGCACCAUCUGUGAUGACGGCUGGGAUCUGGACGAUGCCCACGUGGUGUGCAGGCAGCUGGGCUGUGGACAAGCCCUCAAUGCCACGACGUCUGCUCACUUUGGGGCAGGAUCAGGACCCAUCUGGCUGGACGACCUGAACUGCACAGGAAAGGAGUCUCACGUGUGGAAGUGCCCUUCCCGUGGCUGGGGGCGGCACGACUGCAGACACAAGCAGGACGCGGGGGUCAUCUGCUCAGAGUUCCUGGCCCUCAGGAUGGUGAGUGAGGACCAGCAGUGUGCUGGGUGGCUGGAAGUUUUCUACAAUGGGACCUGGGGCAGUGUCUGCCGCAGCCCCAUGGAAGACAUCACUGUGUCCGUGAUCUGCAGACAGCUUGGCUGUGGGGAGAGUGGAACCCUCAACACUAUUGUUGGUCUCAGAGAAGGUUCUAGACCCCAGUGGUUAGAUGGAAUUCGGUGUCGGAACACUGAUACCUCUCUCUGGCAGUGUCCUUCUGACCCUUGGAAUUACACUUCCUGCUCGUCCAAGGAGGAAGCCUAUAUCUCGUGUGAAGACAGCAGACAGCUCCGCCUGGUGGACGGAAGAGGUCCCUGCGCCGGGAGAGUAGAGAUCCUUGACCAGGGCUCCUGGGGCACCAUCUGUGAUAACGGCUGGGACUUGGACGAUGCCCGCGUGGUGUGCAGGCAGCUGGGCUGUGGAGAUGCCCUCAAUGCCAUGGGGUCUGCUCAUUUUGGGGCAGGAUCAGGGCGCAUCUUGCUGAACACAUUGGACUGCAGAGGAAAGGAAUCCCACGUGUGGAAGUGCCCUUCCCAGGGCUGGGGAGUGCACAACUGCAGUCAUGAGAACGAUGCAGGAGUCGUCUGCUCAGGAUUUGUGCGUCUGGUUGGAGACGAUGGACCCUGCUCAGGACAAGUAGAAGUACGUCUUGGAGAAGACUGGACCCCAGUGUCUGAUGGAAACUUCACACUCCCCACUGCCCAGGUCAUCUGUGCAGAGCUGGGGUGUGGCGAGGCUGUGUCUGUUCUGGGACACGAGCUCUUCAGAGAGUCUGAUGACCAGGUCUGGGCUGAAGAGUUCAGGUGUGAGGGGGAGGAACGUAAGCUCUGGUGGUGCCCCAGAGUACCCUGUCCAGGGGGCACUUGUCACCACAGUGGAGCUGCUCAGGUUGUUUGUUCAGCAUACUCAGAAGUCCGACUCAUGACAAAUGGCUCCUCUCAAUGUGAGGGGCAGGUGGAGAUGAAGAUUUCUGGACAAUGGAGAGCGCUCUGUGCCUCCCACUGGAGUCUGGCCAAUGCCAAUGUUGUCUGUCGUCAGCUCGGCUGUGGAAUCGCCAUCUCCACCCCCAGAGGACCACACAUAGUGGAGAGAGGUGACCAGAUCUCCACAGUCCGAUUUCACUGCUCAGGGUCAGAGUCCUUCCUGUGGAGUUGCCCUGUGACUGCCUUGGGUGGUCCUGACUGUUCCCAUGGCAACACGGCCUCUAAACCAGACCCAGGUGCUACCCCAGUGCAGCGACUCCCUCUCUGAACCAACAGGCUCUGCAGCCUCAGAGAACAGCGCCCCCUACUGCUCAGACAGCAGACAGCUCCACCUGGUAGACGGGGGCGGUCACUGUGCCGGGAGAGUGGAGAUCCUUGACCAGGGCUCCUGGGGCACCAUCUGUGAUGAUGGCUGGGACCUGGAUGAUGCUCACGUGGUGUGCAGGCAGCUGGGCUGUGGAGAAGCCCUCAAUGCCACGAGGUCUGCUCACUUCGGAGCAGGAUCAGGACCCAUCUGGCUGGAUGACCUGAACUGCAGAGGAAAGGAGUCCCAUGUGUGGAGGUGCCCUUCCCGGGGCUGGGGGCAGCACGACUGCAGACACAAGCAGGAUGCGGGGGUCAUCUGCUCAGAGUUCCUGGCCCUCAGGAUGGUGAGCGAGGACCAGCAGUGUGCUGGGUGGCUGGAAGUUUUCUACAAUGGGACCUGGGGCAGUGUCUGCCGCAGCCCCAUGGAAGACAUCACUGUGUCCGUGAUCUGCAGACAGCUUGGCUGUGGGGAGAGUGGAACCCUCAACUCUUCUGUUGGUCUCAGGGAAGGUUCUAGACCCCAGUGGGUGGAUGGAAUCCGGUGUCAGAAAACUGACACCUCUCUCUGGCAGUGUCCUUCUGACCCUUGGAAUUACACUUCCUGCUCUCCCAAGGAGGAAGCCUAUAUCUCAUGUGCAGACAGCAGACAGCUCCGCCUGGUGGACGGAAGAGGUCCCUGCGCCGGGAGAGUGGAGAUCCUUGACCAGGGUUCCUGGGGCACCAUCUGUGAUAACGGCUGGGACUUGGACGAUGCCCGCGUGGUGUGCAGGCAGCUGGGCUGUGGAGAUGCCCUCAAUGCCAUGGGGUCUGCUCAUUUUGGGGCAGGAUCAGGGCGCAUCUUGCUGAACACAUUGGACUGCAGAGGAAAGGAAUCCCACGUGUGGAAGUGCCCUUCCCAGGGCUGGGGAGUGCACAACUGCAGUCAUGAGAACGAUGCAGGAGUCGUCUGCUCAGGAUUUGUGCGUCUGGUUGGAGACGACGGACCCUGCUCAGGACGAGUAGAAGUACGUCCUGGAGAAGACUGGACCCCAGUGUCUGAUGGAAACUUCACACUCCCCACUGCCCAGGUCAUCUGUGCAGAGCUGGGGUGCGGCGAGGCUGUGUCUGUUCUGGGACACGAGCUCUUCAGAGAGUCUGAUGGCCAGGUCUGGGCUGAAGAGUUCAGGUGUGAGGGGGAGGAACGUAAGCUCUGGUGGUGCCCCAGAGUGCCUUGUCCAGGGGGCACUUGUCACCACAGUGGAGCUGCUCAUGUUGUUUGUUCAGCAUACUCAAAAGUCCGACUCAUGACAAAUGGCUCCUCUCAAUGUGAGGGGCAGGUGGAGAUGAAGAUUUCUGGACGAUGGAGAGCGCUCUGUGCCUCCCACUGGAGUCUGGCCAAUGCCAAUGUUGUCUGUCGUCAGCUCGGCUGUGGAAUCGCCAUCUCCACUCCCAGAGGACCACACUUGGUGGAGAGAGGUGACCAGAUCUCCACAGUCCGAUUUCACUGCUCGGGGGCAGAGUCCUUCCUGUGGAGUUGCCCUGUGACUGCCUUGGGUGGUUCUGACUGUUCCCAUGGCAACACGGCCUCUGUGACCUGCUCAGGAAACCAGACCUGGGUGCUGCCCCAGUGCAACGACUCCGUGUCUGAACCAGCAGGCUCUGCGGCCUCAGAGGAGAGCGCCCCCUACUGCUUAGACAGCAGGCAGCUCCGCCUGGUGGACGGGGGUGGUCCCUGCGCUGGGAGAGUGGAGAUCCUUGACCAGGGCUCCUGGGGCACCAUCUGUGAUGACGGCUGGGACCUGGACGAUGCCCACGUGGUGUGCAGGCAGCUGGGCUGUGGAGAAGCCCUCAAUGUCACGGGGUCUGCUCACUUCGGGGCAGGAUCAGGGCCCAUCUGGCUGGACGACCUGAACUGCACAGGAAAGGAGUCCCACGUGUGGAGGUGCCCUUCCCGGGGCUGGGGGCGGCACGACUGUAGACACAAGGAGGACGCCGGGGUCAUCUGCUCAGAGUUCCUGGCCCUCAGGAUGGUCAGUGGGGACCAGGAGUGUGCUGGGUGGCUGGAAGUUUUCUACAAUGGGACUUGGGGUAGUGUCUGCCGCAGCCCCAUGGAUGAUGUCACCGUGUCCAUCAUCUGCAGUCAGCUUGGCUGUGGGGACAGCGGAAGUCUCAACACCUCUGUUGGUCUCAGGGAAGGUUCUAGACCCCACUGGGUAGAUGGAAUCCAGUGCCAGAGAACUGACCCCUCUCUCUGGCAGUGUCCUUCUGACCCUUGGAAUUACAACUCAUGCUCUCCAAAGGAGGAAGCCUACAUCUCGUGUGCAGUAAGAAGACCCAAGAGCUGUCCAACUGCUGCCCCCUGCACAGACAGAGAGAAGCUCCGGCUCAGAGGAGGAGAGAGCGAGUGCUCAGGGCGGGUGGAGGUCUGGCACAGCGGCUCCUGGGGCACUGUGUGUGAUGACUCCUGGAGCCUGGCAGAGGCCGAGGUGGUGUGUCAGCAGCUGGGCUGUGGCCAGGCCCUGGAAGCCACGCGGGCCGCGACAUUCGGCCCUGGAAAUGGGAGCAUUUGGCUGGACGAUGUGCAGUGUGGGGGCCGGGAGUCCUCCCUGUGGGACUGUGCUGCGGAGCCCUGGGGGCAGAGCGACUGCAAGCACGAGGAGGAUGCUGGUGUGAGGUGCUCUGGUGUAAGGACAACAUUGCCCACGACUACAGCAGGGACCAGAACAACCUCAAAUCCUCUCCCUGGCAUCUUCUCCCUGCCUGGGAUCCUCUGCAUCAUCCUGGGGGCCCUUCUCUUCCUGGUCCUCAUCAUCUUGGUGACUCAGCUACUCAGAAGGAGAGCAGAGCGCAGAGCCUUAUCUAGCUAUGGAGAUGCUCUUGCUGAAGCUGUGUAUGAGGAGCUCGAUUACCUUCUGACCCAGAAGGAAGGUCUGGGCAGCCCAGAUCAGAGGACUGAUGUCCCUGCUGAAAAUUACGAUGAUGCUGAAGAAGUACCAGUGCCUGGAACUCCUUCUCCCUCUCAGGGGAGCGAGGAGGAAGUGCCCCCAGAGAAGGAGGAUGGGGUGAGGUCCUUUCAGACAGGCUCUUGUCUGAACUUCUCCAGAGAGGCAGCUGAUCCUGGGGAAGGAGAAGAGAGCUUCUGGCUGCUCCAGGGGAAGAAAGAGGAUGCUGGGUACGAUGAUGUUGAACUCAGUGCCCUGGGAACAUCCCCAGUGACUUUCUCGUGAUGCUGUAUUUAAUAUGAGAUCAAGCCUCAGAUAUUCUAAUUGCCUGUAUUUCAAUAGAGUAGUGCUGACCUGGAAUUGUGGAAUAUGAAAAUUGCCCAAAAUGAAAUAUUCUGAAUAAAUUAACUUUUUGCUGUGCUGUUAAUUUAGCAAGCUCCAUGUCAAAUGCUUUUAGAGGAUUGGUCCUCAAAUGCCAUCUUUCUCAAAGGAAAUGCAAGAUUAGUUGGCUGACCUGUUUUCUCACUUGUCUUAGAGGCUAAUGUGGGCAUUCUCACAAGUGCUCCAGGUCACUCUUAUUUCGAAAAGGAUGUAAACUUGGCCUACAUUCUCUCACUCCUUCCUAACAAGAUGAACUCAUGGAAAAACAAAACAAAAUAAAACAGUUCUAAACA
Messenger RNA from Bubalus bubalis (water buffalo), 6399 nucleotides. RefSeq names its product antigen WC1.1. Gene Ontology annotation, cellular component: membrane. NCBI's taxonomy places the organism in Eukaryota, Metazoa, Chordata, Mammalia, Artiodactyla, Bovidae. The record is from RefSeq and is a predicted model, not a curated record.